Molecule: messenger RNA, 654 nt
Organism: Desarmillaria tabescens
Lineage: Eukaryota; Fungi; Basidiomycota; Agaricomycetes; Agaricales; Physalacriaceae
Exons: 4
Source: RefSeq, a predicted model, not a curated record
UUUCCCCUGACAAGCAGUUCGACGGUUCUCCCUUCGCGUUAUCGCCACCUGAUUUUGACUCUCAGAACUGGAUGGUUGAUCCCGAGACUUUUGACGUUGCCGGGUUUAUGGUCACCUGGGAUGACGGAAGAUACGGAUAUGUACUUUAUCCUUCUUGGAUUACGCGAGACGGGUGCGAGCGAAACUAGCAGCGAUGACUGGGUGGAGGAGGAUCCCACUGUGACGGAAACCCAUAGUCCCUUCAAGAUGCUGAGCGGGAGCGAAGGCGAAUUUGGUAAGAUUCUCACUGGGUCACUGACCUGCGGUGGCAGCUCCUUGGUCAUGCCGUCUCAAUCGACGUUGAGCAAGGAAGAGAAGGAUAAAGUGAAACUCGCUAUUCCAGCUCCCUCAAACAAGAUUUUCUAUGCCACGCUUGCCCGAGUCUACUACGCUUACCCGCAGCCGAACGAAUGGUUGUAUUCUGGCCUUCAGGGUGCUCUCGUGCUUACCAAGAACAACUCAAGUGGCGCACUUUCAUUCAAACUUGUAGAUUUGAGUGCUACAAGAGGCGUUAUAUGGGAACACGAAUUCUACGAUGGUCUGGAUUACUUUGCUGACAGGGCAUUCUUCCAUUCAUUUCCUGGCGACGCAAGCGAUUCUUCUCGUCUGGAUUAA